GGGGGGGAGUUGGGAGACCGGCCCUCGUCCUUGGGCCGCCGGGGCCUGGCGGGCCCUCGGUGCGGGGCCUGGGCCCGGGGCGCUGCGGGGACGGGGCCGCUCUGCCCCCGGGACAGCCCCCCGGGACCGCCCCCUGGGACAGGCCCCCGGGACAGCCCCCCGGGACAGCCUGCGCAGCCCCCGGGGACGCUCAACCAUGAGUGGAAAUGAGGACGACUGGCUGGCUCUCAAACCCCAGGAACCUUCUCCAUCCCAGUGCUGUGGCAGCGGCUGCAAACCCUGCAUCUAUGAUGUGUAUGAGAAGAAGCUGGCACAAUGGGAGAGGGCCAAAGCAAAGCAAGACAAAAGCCUCCUCACAGAGGAGAAGGAGCAGAGCAAUAAUUCAGAGCUGAAUCCAGAUACAUUUACUGCAUUCAACAUAAGCUCGGUGGAGCAGCUAACAGAGGACACCUACCAGUACAAAUUUGAAUUACCAGGAAAUAGCAGCCUGCACUUGAGUUUAGGACAACAUAUCGUGUUAAGAGGAGUGGUGGAUGGUGUGGAAGUGCAACGAGCCUACACUCCCAUCAGCCCAGGGAAUGCAGAGGGGUACUUUGAUGUUUUAAUGAAAUGCUAUGAAGCUGGGCUCAUGUCACAGUACAUCAAAACAUGGAAGAAAGGAGACAUGGUCUUCUGGCGUGGGCCGUUUGGAGGGUUCCCAUAUCAACCUAAUAAGCAUGGAGAACUCCUCAUGCUGGCAUCUGGCACUGGCCUUGCACCAAUGCUUCCCAUCCUCCAGUCCAUAACAAGCGACGAGGAGGACGAAACCUUUGUAACCCUUGUUGGCUGCUUCCGUACUUUUGGCAACAUUUAUUUGAAGCCUCUUCUCCAGGAUCUGGCUCGGUACUGGAACAUCAGAAUAUUUUACGUCCUAAGCCAGGAAACAUCACUGGAAGAACUUCCUUGGAGCUAUCAGGAGAACACGUACACUGGCCGUCUCAAUGAAGACUUGAUGAAGACAAUAAUAAGUUCCUGUCGAAGAAAGCCAUUUGUAUUAAUCUGUGGCUCUUCUGCAUUCAAUGAAGAUAUGAGUAGAUACUUGAAAGCUGCAGGAAUUGAAGAAAGUUCCUGUUUUGUUUUUUAGCAGGACAUUCCAGACCUGAGGAACAUUAGGCCAAGCCUUAGGCAUCCUUGUUUCUCUGAGGACGUUGCUGAAAAUUGGUCAUCUGGAGUUCCUUGUGAAUAUGCUUUCAUAGGCCCUUGGAUCAAAUACAUGUCUCCAGUAUGAUUCUUAAAACACUCUCAAGUGUUUUAAGCAUCAGGUGCCACUCCAGAGCAGCUGCUACAAUCACCCACACCUCAGGGAACAGCAUAGUAAUGUUAGGGGAAGUCUCCACAUGACAUAUUAACAGAUCUCCCAAGGGUACUAAAAAGCAUCCAAGUACAUGGCUCUGCUGUAAUAUGAAGACUGGUGACUUGCUUAAUGAUCUGUGUUAGUCUGCAGUGGAAUUGUGCCCUGUUAGGUGUCCAGAGGAGAGAUCUAGUCCUUGAGAAGACAGCGUGGUCAAGGGAACAGCAGAGGACUGGUCUGGCACUGGAGUCCAUGAGGUUAAUUUUGGUUGUGUCAUUACCUGACUGGGUGAUGCCAGGCAAGUGACUUCAACCUCUCUGAGCCUCAGGUGCCCUGUUGCUCACUAAUGGAGAGGAGAAGUUGCACCUUUUGUCUCCUUAGACCUCUGUGUUUGCUAACUACACCUGGAAAUACAGCCUUUCUGCACA
Apus apus (common swift) is the source of this 1758-nucleotide messenger RNA. RefSeq names its product NADH-cytochrome b5 reductase-like (gene CYB5R5). The transcript has 7 exons. Bases 197 to 1123 code for a protein of 308 amino acids. Gene Ontology annotation, molecular function: oxidoreductase activity. NCBI's taxonomy places the organism in Eukaryota, Metazoa, Chordata, Aves, Apodiformes, Apodidae. The record is from RefSeq and is a predicted model, not a curated record.